This is a messenger RNA of Cicer arietinum (chickpea), 903 nucleotides long. Its product is annotated as photosynthetic NDH subunit of lumenal location 3, chloroplastic. Gene Ontology annotation, cellular component: photosystem II oxygen evolving complex; photosystem II; extrinsic component of membrane. Gene Ontology annotation, molecular function: calcium ion binding. Lineage: Eukaryota; Viridiplantae; Streptophyta; Magnoliopsida; Fabales; Fabaceae. The record is from RefSeq and is a predicted model, not a curated record. Gene Ontology annotation, biological process: photosynthesis; photosynthetic electron transport chain.
AUAUUAUAACAAAAUAAACAUUUUAUUCCAAAGCUUUAAUGUCAUUAUUUCUCAAAAUCUCAUUCAUUUGAGUUCCUUCACACACAUGGCUCCUCUAACAAAUUUGCAUGGUGUCUCAAAAACUUUAAUUCCAACUACAUGUCUUCUUCCAAAUGCACAAAGGACCCUUAAAACAGGACAAGUAGUUACAAAGAAAUUAUCAGAAUGUGAUUCAAUUCACACUACAAGAAGAGGAACUGCAUUAAGCCUUGUUUCUUUAGUCCUUACAUGGCAAUUCAAUGAGAAGAUUUCAUUAGCUAAGGAUAAUGGAUUUUGGAUUGAAGGACCUAUUCCAGAACCUACAGUCACUAAUGAUAUUGCAAAUGAGAAAACGGGGACUCGUUCAUUUAUUAAGAAGAAACUUUACAUGGCAAAUAUUGGUACGAAAGGAAGUGUUCUUAGGAUAAAGAAAUAUGCAUUUGAUCUUUUGGCAAUGGCGGAUUUGAUUGCACAAGACACACUCAACUAUGUGAGGAGGUACCUAAGACUCAAAUCUACUUUCAUCUACUUUGAUUUUGACAAGGUUAUCUCUGCUGCUCCAGUUGACGAUAAGCAGAAACUAACUGAUAUGGCUAACAAAUUGUUUGACAAUUUUGAAAAGCUUGAAGAAGCUUCAAGGAACAAAAACCUAUCUGAAACACAAGCAUGCUAUAAGGAAACUGAAGUUAUGCUUAAAGAUGUCAUGGACAGGAUGACUAUAAUGUAUAAAACAAUUUGACAUGAUUUUAAUCAAGCUGUGUUACUAUUGCUUUUAUCAAAACCAAUUUUGUUUUUUUUACUUUUCUGUGUUGAUUCAAGAUAAUAAUGUUUACCAUGUAGAUAGAUAAAUGUUAUGCAUAGAUGAAUUUCAGAAAAAUUGUCAAA